AUGAAUAAAAGUUAUUUUAAUGAAAGUCUUUUACAAGACACAAAUGAUAAUAAAACACAAACGGAUGAUUAUCCAGAAUUUUUAUUACCUAAACCUAUUCGUUUUUGGUUACUUAUGAUUUUUGAAGUUCCAUCUUUGGCUUGUUCAUUAGUACUUCUUUAUUAUUUAUUUAUUGAUCGUAAUUUACGACAAUCAUUAAGCAAUCAUGUUAUUAUGGUUCUACUUAUUAUUGGUCUUUUUUCUCAAUUAAUUGAUAUACCAUUUUAUCUUAAUUAUUUACGUAUAAAUUAUGUUUGGCCACCAAUAACAAUCAGUUGUCUUACGUGGUGGUUUGCAGCAACAGGUAUUUCUAAUUUAACAAAUAUUGUUAUGGCAUGGGCAUCCAUUGAACGACAUAUUUUAGUAUUUCAUGAUCAAUGGUUAUAA
This is a messenger RNA of Rotaria sordida, 426 nucleotides long. The record is from the annotation of a GenBank genome assembly. NCBI's taxonomy places the organism in Eukaryota, Metazoa, Rotifera, Eurotatoria, Philodinida, Philodinidae.